Dovyalis caffra is the source of this 1026-nucleotide messenger RNA. NCBI's taxonomy places the organism in Eukaryota, Viridiplantae, Streptophyta, Magnoliopsida, Malpighiales, Salicaceae. The record is from the annotation of a GenBank genome assembly.
AUGGCUUCCAUUUCCUUCGAUCCCAGAAUUAACAGUCAAAUGAGCAAGAACUCUCAUGGAGCAAUCAUUGAAGAAAUUGAAGGACUCAUCAGAGUUUACAAAGAUGGACACGUCGAAAGGCCUCCUAUCAUUCCUAAUGUUCCUUGCAAUGUGGCGCCAACAAACGAUGUGUCAGCAAAAGAUGUCGUUAUCGAUAAGUUCACUAACUUGUGGGCACGCAUUUACGUCACAAACCGCUCAGGCAUGCUGCCUUUGCUUCUUUACUUCCAUGGAGGUGGAUUUUGUGUUGGUUCGGCUGCUUGGAGCUGUUACCAUGAGUUCUUGGCCAAUCUUGCUUCUAAAGCAGGCUGCAUCGUUGUAUCCGUAAACUACCGACUAGCCCCAGAAAAUCGUCUCCCUGCUGCUUAUGAUGACGGCAUCAGCACCUUCAUGUGGGUAAAACAGCAGGCUCUAAAUGGUUCUCCUGAGCAUAAAUGGUGGUUAAGUCGGUGCAAUUUCUCUAGCUUAUUCCUAGCUGGUGACAGUGCUGGUGCGAACAUAGCUUACAAUGUGGCCACAAGGCUGGGAUCCAGCUGCAAUCCUGAGUCCAUGACAAAGCCUUUGUGCCUCAAGGGUAUCAUCUUGAUCCAACCUUUCUUCGGAGGAGAGGCGCGAACAUUGUCCGAGAAAAAUAUGACCCAACCAGCUAACUCAGCACUGACUCUAUCGGCUUCAGACUCAUAUUGGCGGUUAUCACUGCCUUCAGGAUCUAGCCGUGAUCAUCCAUACUGCAACCCUUUAGCAAAUGGAGCAAGCAAGUUGCGGGAUCUACGACUUCCAGCGAUACUGGUUGGCAUAUCCGAGUUGGAUAUACUUAAAGACAGAAACUCAGAAUUUUGUUCUGCCUUGGCUAGUGCUGGUAAGAGAGUGGAAACAGUGAUGUACAAAGGAGUUGGCCAUGCAUUUCAAGUUCUACAUAAUUCUCAUCUAUCUCAAAUCCGCAUUCCAGAAAUGGUGUCCCAUGUCAAGGCUUUCAUCAACCACUGA